AUGGGAGUAUUGCGAUUCGACCAAGGCCCGAGUUUACUCCUCCUACCUCACCUCUUCCACGAAACCUUCCACGACCUGGGAACCUCGCUGGCCACAGAGGGCGUCGAACUGGUAAAAUGCGAACCCAACUACAACAUCCACUUCCACGAUGCAACCUCCAUCAAGCUCUCCACCGACAUCGCCCUCAUGAAGGAGGAAAUCGAGCGGUUCGAAGGCAAAGACGGAUUCGAACGCUACCUAGGCUUCCUACAGGAAUCGCAUCGGCACUACGAACUCAGUGUCAAGCAUGUGCUCAAGAAGAACUUUUAUUCGCUGCUGAGUAUGCUGCGCAUGGACUUUUUGUGGAAUGUCUUGGCCUUGCAUCCGUUUGAGAGUAUUUAUACGAGGGCGAGUAAGUAUUUUUAUACGGAGAGGUUGAGGAGGGUGUUUACGUUUGCGAGCAUGUACAUGGGCAUGAGUCCGUUUGAUGCGCCGGGGACGUAUAGUUUGUUGCAGUAUACAGAGUUGGCCGAGGGCAUUUGGUAUCCCAUUGGAGGAUUCCACAAGGUGGUGGAAGCCCUGGUCAACAUUGGCCAACGCCUUGGAGUCGACUACAAAUUCAACACACCCAUCUCCCAGAUCCAGCUCUCCGACGACCAAAAGCGGGCAACAGGCGUCAUCCUACAAGACGGCACCGUCCUCACCGCCGACACAGUCAUUUGCAACGCCGACCUCCCCUACGCCUACAACCACCUCCUCCCAGCCUCAUCCUUUGCCCGCGCCCUCCUCAAACGCAAAGCCUCAUGCUCCAGCAUAUCCUUCUAUUGGGCCCUCGACCAGCAAUUCCCCCAACUCACAGCCCACAGCAUCUUCCUCGCAGAAGACUACAAGGAAUCCUUCGACUCCAUCUUCAAAAAACACCUCAUCCCAGACCAACCCAGCUUCUACGUCAACGUCCCCUCGCGCGUCGACCCCUCUGCCGCCCCUCCGAACCGCGACUCCAUCGUCGUCCUCGUCCCCGUCGGCCACCUCCAAGACUCCACCACAAACUCCCACAACGGCUCCCAAGCCGGCACACCCACACAAGACUGGCCAACCAUGGUCGCCAAAGCCCGCACCAUCAUCCUCCAAACAAUUGAAUCCCGCCUCAACAUCGCCCUGGGCCCCCACAUCCUCCACGAGGAAAUCAACACCCCGCCGUCAUGGAAAGACGCUUUCAACCUCGACCGCGGCGCCAUCCUCGGCCUUAGUCACUCCUUCUUCAACGUCCUUAGCUUUCGACCACGGACUAAACACGCUAGUAUUCAGGGCUUGUAUUUUGUCGGCGCGAGCACGCAUCCCGGUACGGGGGUGCCGAUUGUGCUGGCCGGGGCCAAGUUGGUGGCUGAGCAGGUUUUGGCGGGCUUGGGGAGGGGGGAUAGGGUUCCGUGGGGGAGGGGGGAGGGGAAGGGGGAGGGAAAGAAGAGUGCGUUGGAUAGGGUGGGUGCGGGGUGGGGGUGGGAAUGGGUGGUUGUGGUUCUUGUGGCGGUGUUGGCGGCGGUGUUUGCUAGGGGUGGGAGGUAG
This is a messenger RNA of Plenodomus lingam JN3, 1542 nucleotides long. The record is from RefSeq and is a predicted model, not a curated record. Lineage: Eukaryota; Fungi; Ascomycota; Dothideomycetes; Pleosporales; Leptosphaeriaceae.